UUUCUUCUUCCCAAAGGUCCGAAGAACUCAACGAUACACACUGUGGAAUCGGAUUCGAACAUCACAAAAUACACAAUAACUCUCUGAAUUCUUCAAUACCCAUUUUGUAUUUAUCUCUUUACACCAUGAUGACAUCACCCAAAAAGCCACCACCAGAAUCCGACCGUACACUCACGGCGAUCAUGCACCAACCGGCAUCUCCUCGUUUCCAUUUAGGAACUCCCACUUCCGGAGCUAACCGGAAGGUCGCUAUCGCCGUCGAUCUUAGCGAUGAAAGUGCUUAUGCCGUCAAAUGGGCUGUGCAAAAUUACCUCCGACCAGGUGACGCCGUUAUACUCCUUCACGUCCGUCCAACUUCGGUACUUUAUGGAGCUGAUUGGGGUGCUAUUGAUGUUUCUGUUGACACUGAAAAUGAAGAAUCACAGCGGAAACUGGAAGAUGAUUUUGAUAACUUCACAACUACGAAAUCUAAUGAUUUAGCACAGCCACUUGUGGAGGCUAAUAUUCCAUUCAAGAUUCAUAUUGUGAAGGAUCAUGAUAUGAAGGAAAGGUUGUGUUUGGAAGUUGAGAGGUUGGGUUUGAGUGCUGUUAUAAUGGGGAGUAGAGGGUUUGGUGCAUCAAGGCGUAGCCCUAAAGGAGGGAUGCUUGGUAGUGUGAGUGAUUACUGUGUGCAUCAUUGUGUUUGCCCUGUUGUUGUUGUUAGAUAUCCUGAUGAUAAAGAUGCUACUAGUGGCAAUGACUUGGUCACAGAUGUGCUUCACCCUGUGCCUGAGGAGGAGCCUAUAUACCAUGAUGCCUCCGAUAAAACUGCAGAUUCGGAGAAGGCUUCUUGAAUAAGUUGAAGGUGAAGAGAUGUUUGAGUACGGGUGAGGCGGACUUGAUUUUGGUGUAGGCGUGCGCCAUUUGGAACAUGAAUUUGGUGGUUUUCAGUGCUUUCUUUUUCUGCUUAUGGUCGUCUGCUGUGUGUCGAGUUUAUGAAGUUUGGAAUGGUUGUAAUUGUUCAUGAUCUUCUUUUCUUUGUUUUAGGUUUUAAAAUAGGCUGUCUGUUUUUUCAUGUGGAAUAACUAUCUUUUGAAGCUGCUUUGCAAGUUCAACUUCUCUGUUGAAUGCUUUA
This is a messenger RNA of Solanum verrucosum, 1114 nucleotides long. Its product is annotated as universal stress protein PHOS32. Bases 126 to 833 code for a protein of 235 amino acids. The transcript has 2 exons. NCBI's taxonomy places the organism in Eukaryota, Viridiplantae, Streptophyta, Magnoliopsida, Solanales, Solanaceae. The record is from RefSeq and is a predicted model, not a curated record.